Messenger RNA from Enterobius vermicularis (human pinworm), 1203 nucleotides. The record is from the annotation of a GenBank genome assembly. Lineage: Eukaryota; Metazoa; Nematoda; Chromadorea; Rhabditida; Oxyuridae.
AUGAACAAAAUUACAAUAUUCAAAUUGCUGUUGGUGGUGGUGACAACAUUGUCUAUAGAAUAUGCUAUCUGUAGGAUAGUUGUAUCAUCACCAUUGUCAAUUUCAUCAGGAACAGCACUACCAUCGUUAUCAAAUGAGUCAGUUGUCAGUUUUCAUGCUCUUAUGGAAAAGCAUUUUUCACGAAGUCAGUCAAUAACCGAAGCUGAAUGGAACCGGAAUUUGCCGACAGAAAAUGAAACUACGCAAAUUUUCGAGUUGGUAAGACGAAUUUAUUUGGCCACCGAUUAUGAUGUACACUGUAGUUCUUCGAUGAUUAAACAGUAUCAGUAUCUUAUUGACAGAAUUCAGAUUACUCGAUUACAGGAUAAUUACUGUGUGAUUCAUGAACCGCUUCUAAGAAACCAAUCAUAUUUCUUACGCUCCUGGGGUUAUAUGAUUGUGCAUAAUCCAAUAACUGCUAAACGACUGUUACAUCAUUCGGCACCACAUUAUCGGACCGAUGGAGAUGUUUGUGCACAAGCGGCUUACGUUUUUGAGCAUACCAAAAGUCGUUCACUGAUAAUUGCUGGAGCACCAAGAGACGCUGUCAUCGGCAAUGCCAAAAACCGCUGUCAAGCAAAUAAUUAUCCGGCAGACGCAGCUCAUAACAAUCUAACAAUGUUUCACAUUUUCAAUACGGCACUUCGUUAUGCCGUAGAAGCUGAUACAAAAAAUAAAAAUUAUUUUAUUCAAUGGCAUGGAAUGGCAAAUAGCAGUUAUUAUGCUAUUUAUCCUUUAUUUUAUUGCUUGUUACUUAUAUGGGUAUAUGUGCCAAUAAGCUUUAGUUGCCCACAAGCAGAUGCCUUCAUCAGCGCUGGUCUUGGAAGCCAAGCGGCAAUUUAUGCACAUUGUGACGCAGCUGCUAACCUUGUUCGAGACCAUUAUAACAUCAUAGAAGGUGGCGGCGCACACACUCCAGCGACAUUGCCAAGCUGUAAACUCGCAGGGACGACGAAUAUAUUUGGAAGGUUUCUCAACGGAGUGCCUUCUACUGAAGUGUGCUAUCGGAAAAGUGAAAUUAAGAAUACGAAUGGAAUGUUCUUACACAUUGAACAACAUUAUGUCGCUAUGAGGCGGUUUGAUGACUGGGUUAAGGUGAUAGAAGCCGCAUUUAACAUGGAAGAGUUGAAAGAUGCAAUUGUAAAUCAUGUUGAUGUGAUCUAG